This is a messenger RNA of Saitoella complicata NRRL Y-17804, 2174 nucleotides long. RefSeq names its product glucose-repressible alcohol dehydrogenase transcriptional effector. Gene Ontology annotation, cellular component: CCR4-NOT complex; nucleus; cytoplasm. Gene Ontology annotation, molecular function: protein binding; poly(A)-specific ribonuclease activity. Gene Ontology annotation, biological process: nuclear-transcribed mRNA poly(A) tail shortening. The record is from RefSeq and is a predicted model, not a curated record. NCBI's taxonomy places the organism in Eukaryota, Fungi, Ascomycota, Saitoellomycetes, Saitoellales, Saitoellaceae. Bases 110 to 2095 code for a protein of 661 amino acids. The transcript is spliced from 2 exons.
CUCUCGAGGACCAUCUCGGUCAAACACAAACACGCCCUCACCGACGCAUGACCACAUCCUGCCCAAUGCCCAAUCGCCUGGGUUUGGCUACGGUCGUCAAGGGCACCCUAUGAUGAACCUUGGACCGAAGUUCACGCCUGGAGGUAAUGAUAAUCAUCACGGAUUUUCGUCUUUUGGGGGCGGAGGCUACGGAGGAGGUAAUCAUGUCGGUCAACAACACAGUACACCCACUUUGCAGAACGCACAGCCUUUGACACCGUUCCAGCAAGAGCAACUCGAGAUCGCAUCCCUUUCGCGCAAAUCCAGCGGCAUUCAUCACCAUGCGAAGGUCUCUGUUGAGACUGCUCGUACUGGAUCGCGCCCUUCGGCUGCUGUUACGAUUACCGACCCAAACCACCCUUCUCAGCCAAUCAUCAAUGGGUUGCACCGCAAGGAUGGACCGACGCAGGAGGCGCAGGAGAUGCCAAGCGAGGAUGGAUCGGAGAAGCGACAGGAAUGGCGUGCGUUGGAUUUGGGCGGUGUUGGCACGAGGAACCUGGCGCAGGAGUUGUUCAAGUACUCCUUCAUCACUCAGCUUUACAUCAACCACAACAAACUCACAUCGCUUCCGCCUGAUAUCAAGCAACUGAAACUUCUGACUCAGUUGGAUGUUAGCGGAAAUCAAUUGACGAGUGUGCCGGUGGAGUUGGGAAUGUUGACGAAUUUGAAGGAGCUAUUCUUGGUGGACAACCAGUUGACGACAUUGCCUGCAGAGCUGGGAACACUCUACCAGCUUAAGACAAUCGGAAUCGAAGGAAACCCACUGAACGAGCAGUUAAAGAGUCUCAUCUACAAGGACGGCACCGUCGGGCUUAUCAAGUACCUUCGUGACUCAUGUCCUGUGCCCCUUCCUCCUCCAGAAAGACAAUGGUAUAUCGGAGAUAAGAAAUCAGACGCCUCGGAUGACGCCGAGAAGCGGACACCCGAGCAUGGCAUCGACUCUUUCAAUGUCUUCUGUUACAACAUCCUCUGCGACAAGUAUGCUACAUCUACUAUGUACGGAUAUACUCCUAGCUGGGCGUUGUCGUGGGACUACCGCAAGGAAUUGAUUCUUCAGGAGGUGAUGAGUUAUGCCGCGGAGAUUGUCUGUUUGCAAGAGGUGGACAUCCAGAAUUACGAGGAUUACUUUGCACCCCAGCUUGCAUACGCCGAGUACAAGGGUGUUUUCUGGCCGAAGGGUCGUGCGAAGACUAUGCGGGAAGAGGAGCGCAGAACAGUCGAUGGUUGCGCGACCUUUUACAAGACCACUACCUUUGACCUUCUUGACAAGAAGUUGAUUGAGUUUUCGCAGAUCGCGAUGUCUCGUGACGACUUCAAGAAGACGGACGAUUUCUUCGAUCGUGUGCAAAACAAGGACAACAUCGCCACUGUUACAUUGUUGGAGAACAAGAAGACGGGCGGGAGAGUUAUCGCAGUGAAUGCGCAUAUCCACUGGGAUCCUCGAUUCAAGGAUGUUAAGCUCGUGCAGGUUGCGCUUAUGAUGGACGAGAUUCACCGCUUGGCUACGCAAUAUGCCAAGAUUCCUCCACGAGCACGACCUACAAACCACGAGGGUGAGUGGGAUCCGCCGAAGUACUCUAAUGGCACGAAGAUCCCCUUGAUCAUCUGUGGUGAUUUCAACUCCAUUGCAACGUCUGGUGUGUACGAGUAUUUGUCGAAGGGUAUCGCAACUGCAGACCACUCAGAUUUCGGAGAGUCCGCCUAUGGUGCCCUUACUUCUGAGGGUAUCACGCAUCCUUUCGCGAUGAAGUCUGCUUACGCGAACCAUGAUAUGCAGUUCACGAACUACACGCCUGGUUUCGCUGGUGUAAUCGAUUACAUCUGGUACACUACCAACGCACUGGAAGUGAAGGGCUUGUUGGGUGGUGUCGAUGAAUCAUACCUGGAGCGCGUCGUCGGUUUCCCCAAUGCCCACUUCCCGAGUGAUCACAUUGGCAUCAUGGCUGAAUUCAAGUUCAAAAAACAGGCGGAGACCAAGACUCUUCCUCCACCCGACUUUGGCGAGAGUUCCAGGAGAACGAGUCGACAGGAGACCCGUGGUGGUGCCAGAAGAUAAGGUGAUGAACGAGAGGGUAUAUGGAUUGGUUUUUAUCCGUACAUAGUCUUCUACGGCUGGCGAUGAUGGGUUUUGCGCC